AUGGCAAAGGUAAGGCAGGAAGGUGCCUCUCCGCCCUGGCUGGGCGAUCCGCCGCCGGACACAACGUGGCUCCGGGGGCGAGCAGGGAUUUGGUUUUUCGAUUCUGUAUCUUUAUUCAGGAGCAUAAGGUUGCUUGCUGAUCACAAGAAGAUGUUGCUGUGGCUCGUUCUGGUUUUGUCAACCCCAGUUUCUUCUACAAAUGCAGAUCCUGACAUCUCGGUGGAAAUUUGCAAUGUUUGCUCGUGUGUGUCAGUUGAGAAUGUACUGUAUGUCAAUUGCGAGAAGGUUGCAGUCUACCGACCAAAUCAGCUCAAACCACCUUGGUCUAAUUUUUACCAUCUUAAUUUUCAGAACAACCUACUGAUUAUUCUAUAUCCAAAUACAUUUCUUAAUUUUACACAUGCAGUGUCCCUGCAACUGGGUAACAAUAAAUUGCAGAACAUUGAGGGAGGAGCAUUCCUUGGGCUCAGUGCAUUAAAACAGUUGCACUUGAACAACAAUGAAUUAAAGAUUCUCCGAGCUGACACUUUCCUUGGCAUAGAGAACUUGGAGUAUCUCCAAGCUGACUACAAUUUAAUCAAGUAUAUUGAACGGGGAGCCUUCAAUAAGCUUCACAAGCUGAAAGUCCUCAUCCUUAAUGACAAUCUGAUUUCAUUCCUGCCCGAUAAUAUUUUUCGAUUCGCUUCUCUAACCCAUCUGGAUAUACGAGGGAAUCGAAUACAGAAGCUUCCCUACAUUGGAGUUCUGGAACACAUUGGUCGAGUUGUCGAACUGCAGCUGGAAGAUAACCCUUGGAAUUGUACCUGUGAUUUGUUGCCUUUGAAAGCCUGGCUGGAGAAUAUGCCCUAUAACAUUUACAUUGGAGAAGCUAUCUGUGAAACGCCCAGUGACUUGUAUGGAAGGCUUUUAAAGGAAACCAAUAAACAAGAAUUAUGCUCCAUGGGGACUGGGAGUGAUUUUGAUGUGCGCAUUCUGCCUCCAUCCCAGCUGGAGCCUGGUUACAGCACACCUAAUGGCCACACUACGCAAACGUCAAUGCACAGGUUAGUCACCAAGCCUCCGAAAACUACAAAUCCUUCCAAGAUCUCGGGGAUAGUAGCAGGAAAAGCGCUCUCUAAUCGCAAUCUCAGUCAAAUUGUGUCUUACCAGACCAGGGUACCUCCUCUAACUCCUUGCCCAAGCCCGUGUGUCUGCAAAACUCAUCCUUCUGAUUUGGGAUUAAGUGUAAACUGCCAAGAAAGAAAUAUAGAAUCAUUGGCCGAACUCGUACCAAAACCUUUCAAUGCCAAGAAACUGCAUGUAAAUGGCAAUUAUAUUAAGGAUGUGGACACCUCAGAUUUCAUUGACUUUGAAGGGCUGGAUUUACUACAUUUAGGCAGCAAUCAGAUUGCAGUAAUCAAAGGGGCGGUUUUCCGCAACCUUACAAAUUUACGGAGAUUGUAUCUUAAUGGCAAUCAGAUAGAGCGGCUGAGUCCAGAAAUGUUUGCUGGCCUCCAUAAUUUGCAAUAUCUGUAUUUGGAAUACAACGUUAUCAAAGAAAUUUUAGCCAGCACCUUUGACUUAAUGCCAAAUUUGCAGUUGCUCUACUUGAACAACAAUCUUCUUAGAAGUCUGCCAGCUUACAUUUUUGCUGGUGCUCCACUGGCUAGACUGAAUCUGAGGAACAAUCAUUUCAUGUAUCUACCUGUAAGUGGCGUUCUUGAUCAGCUAAAAUCUCUUACACAAAUUGAUCUGGAAGGUAAUCCGUGGGACUGCACGUGUGAUUUAGUUGCUUUAAAACUAUGGCUGGAAAAACUAAAUGAAGGUAUUGUGGUGAAGGAAUUAAAAUGUGAAACACCUGUUCAGUUUGCUAACAUUGAACUGAAGUCUCUCAAAAAUGAGAUCUUAUGUCCUAAACUUUUAAACAAGCCAUCUGCUCUGUUCACUAGUCCUGUGCCUGCUGUCACUUUUACUACACCGUUGGGUCCAAUUCGAAGUCCUCCUGGUGGCCCAGUUCCAUUGUCCAUCCUAAUCUUAAGCAUACUAGUUGUGCUUAUUUUAACAGUGUUUGUUGCCUUUUGCCUUCUUGUCUUUGUGCUUCGGCGCAACAAGAAACCAACAGUAAAGCACGAAGGAAUUGGGAACCAAGAGUGCAGUUCCAUGCAACUGCAGCUAAGAAAGCACGACCACAAAUCAAACAAAAAGGAUGGACUAGGUGCAGAGGCCUUCAUUCCUCAAACCAUUGAGCAGAUGAGCAAAAGUCACACUUGUGGCUUAAAAGAAUCCGAAACAGGCUUCACGUUUGCUGAUCCACAAGGGCAAAAAAUCAUUCUGAGAAAUAUUACCGACAAGGAAAAGGAUUUAUUGCAUGUGGAUACCAGAAAAAGACUGAGCACAAUUGAUGAACUGGAUGAGUUGUUUCCUGGGAGGGAUUCCAAUGUAUUUAUUCAGAAUUUUCUUGAAAGUAAAAAAGAAUACAACAGCAUAGGGGUCAGUGGCUUUGAAAUACGUUAUCCAGAGAAACAACAAGACAAAAAAAUCAAGAAGUCAUUAAUAGGUGGUAAUCAUAGUAAAAUUGUAGUAGAGCAAAGAAAGAGUGAAUAUUUUGAACUGAAAGCUAAACUUCAAGGUUCACCUGACUACCUACAAGUCCUUGAAGAACAAACAGCUUUGAAUAAAAUAUAG
Emys orbicularis (European pond turtle) is the source of this 2664-nucleotide messenger RNA. RefSeq names its product SLIT and NTRK like family member 4 (gene SLITRK4). The record is from RefSeq and is a predicted model, not a curated record. Gene Ontology annotation, cellular component: glutamatergic synapse; membrane. The coding region runs from base 1 to 2664 and encodes 887 amino acids. Gene Ontology annotation, biological process: positive regulation of synapse assembly; axonogenesis; regulation of presynapse assembly. The transcript has 2 exons. Gene Ontology annotation, molecular function: protein binding. Lineage: Eukaryota; Metazoa; Chordata; Testudines; Emydidae.